AUGGCGUUCAAAUUGCCAAUUUUCAUCACUCUUGUGAUAUUGUGGGAAACUUGUCUCGUAUCUGGGGGGUCUUUGAAAGACAUUGAGCAUGUUGUCAUUUUCAUGCAAGAGAAUCGCUCGUGGGACACCGUGCGCUUUACCCUACCCAAGGUCUACUUCGUGCUAAUGGAAUCACAGUAUUUUGGCACUAUGCCUGGAGUCCGCGGCUUUAAUGAUCCUAAUGUUCAGGUGAACUCCGAUGGAAAUUCGGUCUGGCAUCAACUAGUCGAGCCGUCCCAGUCAAACAAGACCAAGACAUUGCUCCCCUGGUAUCUUGGCCAUCAAGGCGGUGACUGGCAUGAUGCCAUCCAGUGUAUGGUGGCGGGUAGUAACGGGUACCAGGAGAACCAGCAAUCCCUGAAUAAUGGGUUGAACAAUCACUGGGUGACCAAAAAUACUCCCUGGAGCUGGGGAUAUCUGAAACGGCAAGACAUUCCGGUCCAGUUUGCUAUCGCGGAAGGUUGGACAGCGGGAGACAUGUACCAGGAAAGCCAAAUUACUGCCACAAACCCUAACCGAGUCACUUUAGUUAGCGGUUCCAUCAAUGUUCCUGGUGGCCCCCAGAGCAAGGACCAGGGUGGUGUAUAUAUCGACAACAACGAGAUACCAGGCUGCGACAACCAUGGUAUUAACUGUUACCCGCUGAAAUGGAAGACUGUUUAUGAUUUCUAUGAAGAAGCAGGGGUCUCCUGGCAACUCUUCCAAGGCGCAAACAAUUUCGACGAUAACCCUUUGGCUUGGUUCCAGCAAUUUCAAAACGCCCCUAAGAAUAGCCCGUUGGCUAAAAAGGGCAUGUCUUUUGUUGGCCUUGAUUCUUUCUACCAGGCUGCAGCCAAUGGAACAUUGCCUGAGGUCAGUUUCAUCGUCGGCCCGGCCGAACUAUCAGAGCAUCCGCCGUAUAUGCCGAAGGAUGGAGGCUGGCUUCAGAAGAAUGUGGUUGAUGCUGUUACCAGCAGCCCGAAAUACAACUCCACUCUUCUGAUGAUCAGCUUUGACGAGACCGGUGGAUUUGGCGACCACGUCACUCCCUUCCAUUCCCCUAAGAAUACUCCGGGAGAAUGGAUGGAGGAUCCCCUAGGCCUGUUCUCCGAUAUUUUUGUAGGGCCUGGUUUCCGAGUCCCUUUUUAUAUGGUCUCACCCUGGACUCGAGGAAACCGCGUUUUUACCGAACGCGCAGAUCAUAACUCUCAGAUCCUCUUCGUUGAAGAAUGGCUGACCGCCCGCGGACACGAAAAUAUCACAACAGACCAAAUGGUCCCCUGGCGACGCAAUCACAUGUCUAAUCUUGUCAAUGCUCUUGACUUUGAUCACCCAGACUACUCUCUUCCUCGGCUUCCCGAUGCUGGAACAGUGGACACCAACGAAAAGGGCGAUUAUACUGGUACAUCUAAUUGUCGAUCUCGGCACAAGCAGACCCGACCUGAUGUCCCCUAUGGAGAGCAGGGAAAUGCAACAGAUACCAAUGCCUUAUGGUUUGAAGAGGGCUUUAAAGAGGUGAUAGGACAUCUCACCGAGGGCCGUUAUCUUGUCUUCGAGAAGAAUGGAGCAGCCAUCACAAACCCAAGCCACGGUGAUAGCCUUGGUUCCAGUCCUGCAAGCCCCCAACACAAUGAUAAAUCGCAGCGUUGGGUGAUCCACUAUACCCAUGAUGAGGAGAGCCAUAUAUUUACGAUCUCCAGCGCGCUAGAUGGCCGUUGGGUUGGCACGAGUGGCACUUUGCUUCCCCAGAGCCAAAGCGGAAAUGCAGCUCAUGUGAAAUUGGCAUUCUUAGGUCGUGGCCUUGGCUACACCAUGCAAUUUAUGGAGCGAGGGGAAUAUAUGGAUAUUGACCGGCUAGGACACUUGAAUUUUAAUGACCAGAAGAGUAACCCUGUCAAUGGUUACAAGGUCUUUAGUGUUUCGUUCCGUGAUUGA
Molecule: messenger RNA, 1953 nt
Organism: Penicillium paradoxum
Lineage: Eukaryota; Fungi; Ascomycota; Eurotiomycetes; Eurotiales; Aspergillaceae
Product: nonhemolytic phospholipases C family protein
Exons: 4
Coding region: 1-1953 (650 amino acids)
Molecular function (GO): hydrolase activity, acting on ester bonds
Source: RefSeq, a predicted model, not a curated record